Cryptomeria japonica (Japanese cedar) is the source of this 1320-nucleotide messenger RNA. RefSeq names its product disease resistance protein RUN1-like. Lineage: Eukaryota; Viridiplantae; Streptophyta; Pinopsida; Cupressales; Cupressaceae. The transcript is spliced from 4 exons. The record is from RefSeq and is a predicted model, not a curated record. Gene Ontology annotation, molecular function: ADP binding. The coding region runs from base 1 to 1320 and encodes 439 amino acids. Gene Ontology annotation, biological process: defense response.
AUGGGGAUUCUUGGGAUGGGUGGGUGUGGUAAAACUACACUAGCAAAACAGUACUACAAUAAAAAAAGAAACUCCAUAUAUAAAUGUUGCUUUAUUCAUAAUGUGCGGGAUGAUGCUAAAAAGAAUCUACAUAACAAGCAAAAAGAGAUGUUAGAAAAUCUUGGUUUUAGUGAUGAAAAAAAAAUUGAUAAUGUAGAAAAAGGUAAAGCAAUUUUAGCAAAGCAUUUGAGAUCUGCCCAAGUGUUUAUCAUUUUGGGUGAUGUAGACCAUCAAGAUCAGUUGGAGGCUCUAUUUCCAAUCAAAGACGGGAUUGGACAAGGUAGUGUGAUUGUUAUUACAAGUCGAGAAUCUGAGGUUCUUACAUAUUGGGAAAGCUCUCACAUUUACAAGAUGAAAAGAUUAAAUCCUAAAUAUGCUAUGGAACUUUUCUGCUGGCAUGCUUUUGAACAAAAUUGUCCAAAAAAUGAAUUUGAAAAUCUUGUUCAAGAUUUUUUAGAAAUCUGCAAGGGUUUGCCCUUAUCCCUUAAAGUAUUAGGAAGGCUAGUUCGUGGAAUGCCCCAGUAUUAUUGGUAUUCUCAAUUAAACAAGCUCUCGAGAGUAUUGCCGGAAGACAUUAAAAGUGUACUAAAAGUGAGCUUUGAUGCACUAGAUGAUGAAGAAAAAGAGAUACUUUUAGAUAUAUGUUGUUUCUUUAUAGGAGAAAAAGAACAGUUGGCCAUCACAAUGUGGGAUGGGUCCGGAUGGAGUGGGCUUCAUAGUUUGGGAAGACUUAAGAAUAAGUGUCUGGUUGAGGUUGAUGAGAGGAACUUCAUAGAAAUGCAUGAUCAUCUGAGGGAUAUGGGAAGAGAGAUUGCCACUAAGGGAAAAGAAAUUGAUAAAUCUCCUUUCCAUCUUUGGUCACCAGAGCAAAUUCGCGACAUUGAAAUAGAGGGCCAGGCCCAAAUGCCCUCCAAUGAUGUCCGCAGGAUAAAAGAAGCAGAGCUCUACAGAGAGAUUGCUGCCACAUACUGGGACUUUGUUGUUGACAUGCUGCAUGGGGAAUAUUAUCUGGAGGCCAAUAGGCUUGGGAGGGAUAUAUUGAUUGAAGAGAUAUGGUUAAAUAAGACUCAUUGUGAUGGAGGAGGGCUGGUACCUGGUCUCUCAAGCAGCAAGAGACUUGGUGGAAUGAAAGGAAGAUUAGGCAUAUUAUCAAAGUCUAUAGGCAAUAAAUAUUUAGAUAGUUUGAAGGAAAACAGUAGGUGUUGGUAUGAUGCGGCCUGUAACAGUGUCCAACAGGCCACAUCCAUGGCAUCUGACAUGACGGCUCAUGUGGCCAUCUAA